GUGAACAAUAUGAUAAUCCAUGUGAUUUUCUAUUGGAUAUUGUACAAGGCGAUCGAGGUUCAUCAGCAAUAUUGAAUAAUAGUGAAAAUGAGGUAACAGACAUGUGUGUAAUCGGAUAAGAAUUUCUUCAAAAUUAGGAAAACUAGGAGUAACGAAUCGAGAUCAGGGUGGAGGGAGUUGCUAGCCAGCAGUUAAGUGAGUGUUUGUUUCGAGUAUGCUGACAUUAUAGUUCUAUUAAAAGGGUGAUAAAGAAGAAGACGAAAAAUUAAUACAAAACAAACUAGCUCAAACAUUGAAUAGCAGAUAUUUAAUAUCUCCUUUAUGGGCAUCUGUUAACAAGAAACAGAUAUCAUUCAUCAGCUCAGAUUUUAUAUGAAAAAUUACCGAGAAAAUCUCGAUUCAAUGAACUAUAUUAUGUAUCACAACGUGUUCUACGGAAUCUUAGUCGAAGUCCAAUCGUGAUCAUAAUACAAAUCGGUAUUAGCGUUGUAUUUGCUAUUCUUUGUGGUUGUGUGUUCUUCCGUGUUGAUCAUACACUGGAUCAAGGUGUUAAAAAACAUGCCGGUGCUAUAUUUCUUGUGACAGUGUUUCAAGUCUUGAUUAAUUUAAUUGCACUUGAAUUAUUUUUGAAAGAACGUGCAUUAUUUAUUCAUGUAAGUGUUUUGCGUUAUGAAUUGUUUUUCGAAAUUUUAUAUAAAUCUUAUAAAGAAGUUCACGCUCUAUCCGUGACACGACUCUUCCGUGUAGCCAGUGUCAUUCUUGGCAUGACCUAUGUAAUUAUGAUAAUCUUCAGUGGCUUUAUAGUUGAUCUUAAAAGUAUUGUUGGUGCUUUAAAUUGGAUGCAGUGGUUCAGCAUAUUGCGCUAUGCACUAUACGGUUUGAAUGUUAAGGAAUUUACAAAUCUCAAAUUAUGUGCUGCUGUAGCAAACAAUGCCACCAGCAUAUGUUCAUAUCGCGGCGAAGACAUAGUAACAGAACGUCAUAUUGUUUAUGAAAGUGAUUGGGACCUAUGA
Molecule: messenger RNA, 1013 nt
Organism: Didymodactylos carnosus
Lineage: Eukaryota; Metazoa; Rotifera; Eurotatoria; Philodinida; Philodinidae
Source: the annotation of a GenBank genome assembly